AUGGCUCAUCCUUUUGUUACCAGCUCCCAUCUCCUUCAUCGUUCAUUUGCUCAGAAGCCAGAGAUGGUCAUUUAUGCUUCAGGCGUCUCAUUGUUCCUUGAAUCUGGCCGUGAAGUCCUGGAUGCAUCCGCUGGACCAGCUGUAUCAUGUCUUGGCUUCGGUCGCCCUGAGAUAGUGCAAGUAGUGACAAAUCAGAUCAAUCAGCUUGCUUAUCUCUACUCCGGCGCGCGAUUCACCUGCGAUGUAACAGAAGACCUCGCAUCAAUGCUCUUGCAAGGACAGCCAGGUGGCUUGUCCAAAGCCACCUUUGUUAAUUCUGGAAGUGAAGCUACAGAUGCUGCUAUCAAGCUAGCAACGCAAUAUUGGUUCGAACGUGGAAUGCCCCAAAAGUGCCAUGUCAUUGCAAGAAAACAGAGCUACCAUGGUAACACAACCGGGGCACUAUGUGUAUCUGGCCAUGACUCCCGCCGAACGAUGUACCGUCCCUGGUUAUCGCAAAAUGAAGAGAUCCUUCGUUUUGGGCCCGAAAAGGUCUCUGCUUUUGUAGCCGAGACCGUCAGCGGUACUACUCUGGGCUGCGUCCCUGUUGUAAUUGGAUAUUGGAAGGCCAUUCGACAAAUGUUUGACGCUAUCGCUGAAGGGACAGGAGGGUUGACUCAUGGCCAGUCAUUCCAGGCUCACCCAGUGGCUUACACCGCGGCUCUCGAGGUUCAACGGAUUAUACGAGAUGAGCGUAUAUUAACAAAUGUCAAGAAAUGGGCCCAGUGCUGGAGUCUAUUCUGGGCUGUUGAGUUCGUCCAGGAUUUUCAGAACAAGACGCCCUUUCCGGCCAGCAUGAGACUCUGUCACAGAAUCGUGGACAAGUCAUUGGACCUGGCGUUGAACAUAUUGGGCAACCUGGGCCAAACAGGAGAUGUGCAUGUUGAUCAUGUCAUUAUGUCCCCGCCCUAUGUGGUAACUGAGUCCGAUUUGGAGCGGAUGGUUGGUAUUCUUCAGACAGCUAUCCAGGUUGUUGUCUCCAAGGUAGUGAGUAUUUAA
Molecule: messenger RNA, 1038 nt
Organism: Fusarium poae
Lineage: Eukaryota; Fungi; Ascomycota; Sordariomycetes; Hypocreales; Nectriaceae
Exons: 5
Coding region: 1-1038 (345 amino acids)
Cellular component (GO): cytosol
Molecular function (GO): transaminase activity; pyridoxal phosphate binding
Source: RefSeq, a predicted model, not a curated record